AUGGCCCGUUUGUCAGACUGUCCGGCUCACUUCUCGAUCGACAAGUACAAGGCUCCGAGUGCGCUACCCCUCAGGAAUAACACUGUUCGUUCGAACAUCUUCGCUCAGCUGGCGAACCCAUCGGUCGGCUGGACAAGAGUUGAGACGCAAUGUGUAAUUCUCCAGGCUGUACAUCAGGCGGGUCCGCCAAGUCAGUGCAUCGAGCGGUCAAGCCACUCUAUCCUCACAGAAACUCCGUUUGGCCAUGCUAUGCUCGCGCAGCUUGAGAGCAACUUGGGCCGCAUCGAAGAAAACUGGGAAUCAUGGAGGGCUGCAGCAAUAUUCUCCCUACUCACUCGACGAGUACUGAGCUUGAAACGAGCCCAGGACGUUCGUUCUCGCGCGCUUGAUUAUCUUGAGACUUUGCGAGCGGUUUGCUUGAAAUGGUUACGACGCUUGAAGGAGCGAGUGGCUGACUCAACGGACGACGGCCAGCGCACAGAACUUUGGAGCCGCGCUACAGAGGUAGCGCUGCUGUGCACCUCGACCUAUGAUGUGGAAGAGUCUGACUUUAAGACUGUGCUUCAGCAAAGGUCGGCAAUCUCAACGUUGCUUCAAUCGUCUAUUGUUGUGCAGGAGCACUGUGGAACCAUGCAGUCGGAUUUCACAGAGCUCUUUAGUAUCUCACUACAGUCGUGGAAGUCACUGAUGUAUCGCAUCCUUCCGAUACUACGGAACCGCAUCAUCAAGGAUGACAGUGGCCUUUCGGAUGCCAUCAAAGCGAAUUGGGCCGCAUUCAAAGAAUCGAAUUCCAGUAGUUCUUGGAGUUCGCUGGACGAAAACCGCCAAAAGCAAUGGAUGCUUGCGACAUCAGGCUCCUUGCCGGUGCACUUCAACCUGCUCACUGGAGAGCUACUUGUCAAUGGCCUUCCGUUGGCUCAGCUUCAUGCCGAGUAUGAGCGACAUAGAAUGUACGAGCCUUUAUUCCACAAAUCAGCUCUGGAAGUUGUGCCGACCGAUGAAAUCGGGUUCAGGUUCUCUGCAAAGACUCUGUAUCGAGGCUACAAUCUUCAUUUUGGUAUGAGCGGCAGCGAUCUGCUGAUGUGUGCCAUUGGAUAUGGCAAGAGGCUCGAAUUGCUGCCUUCACGUCUAUUCCAGGACCUUUUACCUCAGUCCUUGGUGACGCAUGCCGUACACAUGUACGAUUCACAGGCUCAAGAGAUCUUGUUUCGACCUAUUUAUUCGCCCUGGUCGACUGAAGGCGACGAUACACGAUGGCGUCUUGUACGACACGGAACUUUGUGGCGGCUAGUCGACACGGACAAGGUUAUGAUUGACGUGCGUAGCCGUACAGCCCGUACCAUCUCAAACAUGUUGGCACCACUAGAGAAACCGCUACACAUGCACAUGCGUCUCGUUGAUCCAGACAAUACUUCUGAUCUCCGUGUUGAGAUAGAGCUACCGCGACUACAACUCUCGUUCGAGUUCACCGAAGCGAAUGACCACUUGCGCUCUCGCCAAUUUCGCGACAUGAUUAUCGACUCUGAUCAAACGAUGGGAGCCCUCGUUGGCAUGCAAAGUCGGUUGAUAUUGAGGUCAGCGGAAGGUCGGCGAAUGAUGAUCAUUCCGGAAGGAUCAGUCAGUUUCGCGAAGGGAGACUUACAUCAUCCUAAGGUCAAGAUGCUAGAAGACUCGGCAAUUCGGAUUCGCGCUUAUCAAAUCGACGACACGCUUGGUCAGAUAACCGGAGAUGGAAGCCUACGAAAUGACUUCGAGAUGAUCAGAAAAGCCCAAAAGAAGUUGAUGUCGUCUUCAACUGCCUAUUUGGAUGAGCGAUCUUCAAUUCGCACUGCCACGUUCUACGUCACCGGCUUUGGUGCAGAGCACUUCAGCUCUGCACAAGACUCGCAUUACGAUCGGCGAGACGCCCAAUUACAUUCCAAAAGAGGGGUUCAGGCUAUUACGACAGCCAAGCUAAUGCUACGGGAUCAAUUCAGCCUUCACAGCCCUAUCACAGGAUUCAAAGGCAGGCUUCUCCAACAGCACUUCAAACAUGCUACCAUCCUCGGAGUGGAUCGUUCCUUCGAUUCUGCAAGUCUCCGAUACGAUUCAAAGUGGCUGGACGAUGCAUCAAAAGGAGUUAUAGAGCAAUGGUGCACUCUACAACCAGGUCUAGCCGGCGUGUCUACCAGGAGCAACAAUAGAUACGACGUGAUUACAUGGCUGUCUGCAAUGUCUUACGCCGAGACAGCGGACAUGGAUGUCAUACAGUCGUUUGCUGCAUUCUACAUUUCACAGGACUUUUCCACAGUACAACCACCUGCUGCUUCAAAGUUCGAGUUAGCUAAGGGACAUGUCUUUCACGAAACAACAAUCGAGAACAUCCUUCAGAACAACGCCAAGCCAUUCGAAGAUUCUCGUGAAGCGAUGUCACCGAAGUCGGCUUCAGAGACUGAACAGCAGCAUCACAACAGAAUGAACUCUUUGUUUCGACAACGGAAGAAUAGUGCAAUCCAGACCUUCGUGAGCGGCUUGAAGAAGCAGUGGCCGAUACAAGUUCCUGCAUUACCGCAAGCAGCUGCAACUGACACGUACGUUAAUGUGUCUGAUGCAAUGGUCACUGUCCGGAACCAUUUCUACACCUGGUACGAUAACCACAUGUUCAUGGAAUACCUUGGAAAAUUAUCGACGAUCAUGGAACGACAGGCAGCAUCGCAGAUACUGGCACCACGGCAUAUUCUCACCUCGCCGCCAAAGCAGAACAGGCUCAGCGACUCCGCUCGGCAUCUCAGCGUGGCGGAUGUUUUCACUUCGAAUCCGUCUCUAUCCAUUGAAACCCUUUCACUGAAAGCUCCUUCUGAGCCUGCAGUGACAGUCGCCAGAGAAUAUAAGCCCGAGGAGCAUUCCCCGGUGAAAGAGAGGCUUGAAGAGCUUUGCCGAAGGAACAUGGUAUACGCCACGUCCAAGUGUGAGCGAGAGUACGUUGAGAAUCUACGAUCAAGCUGCGAUGCCCUCAACUCGUUCAUCAACAGCAAGCCCACGCAUGACGAGUUAGUUGCAGAUGUUCAAGCUCUGCUACACGACUACCUCAGCAAGUGCCAGAACCAUGUUGAGACCUUCAACUCCGCAUUGAAGGGGCUUUUUAGCCACCAAGUCGCCUUUCAAACACAGCUGUCGCCACGAUUAUGUACAAAGUUCUGGCUCGGUCAACUACACAGAGACCGAUUCGACACACUAUCGUCUGCCUGGAAAGAAUUUGUCAUUCAGUAUGCGCUCGCUAUCACAAAUCUACAACGCGCUCAGCGGCUACUCCGCCUAUCCAAGAAGCCGGUCGAUCUCGUGGAGGAGCUCCGCCAUGUUGGACAUAGCAAUUGGGACGUGCAUCAAUACCCAGAGACUCUUCUCAUCGAGGCUGAGAGCGGAAUUCUUGUACGGGCCGAACAGGAGUUUAUUGCUAGCCAGAUGCGUUCGCCAAAAGAUGGCUGGAAUAUCGUGCUUCAACUGCUCAUGGGCGGUGGCAAGAGCUCAACUAUUCUUCCCAUACUCAGUGCUUUUCAUGGAGACAAGAAGAAGCUUGUCCGAGUGGUCAUCGCAAAACCCCAGAGCCGGCAGAUGCUGCAAAUGCUGGUCGCUAAGCUUGGUGGUCUCUUGAACCGAAAAGUUUAUCAGAUGCCCUUCUCACGCAACCUCCGACUUAAUGCUCAAGAUGCCGUCACCAUCCGCGAGAUCUACGAAGAAUGCAUUCGCGAGCGCGGUGUAUUACUGAUUCAACCGGAGCACAUCCUGUCCUUCAAGCUGAUGGCAGUGGAAUGUGUUCUUAUUGAUCAGCCGGAAACCGCUCGGAAACUGCUAGCAACCCAGCAAUGGUUCGACGACGUGUCAUGCGACUGUAUCGACGAGAGUGAUGAGAAUUUCUCGACCAAGUUUGAGCUCAUCUACACGAUGGGCAGCCAGAGUUCGAUAGAAUACGCUCCAGAGCGAUGGUUGAUCAUUCAGGAUCUUCUAGCGCUAAUCCCCCCUGUGGCGAAGCAGGUCAAGGAGAUCCAUCCCGAGGCGAUUGAUAUAGAAGGCGAUGGCGACGGGCGAUAUCCCAGGAUUAGGUUCCUACGACCAGACGCUGCCGAUCUGGUUUUGCGUCUGCUCGCGACAAAGGUCGUUGAAUCAGGCGUAGGAAGUCCAUCUCGUUCGCAGUCUCCCACCAUGCAGGCCGCGAUACUGCGCUACAUAUCCGUAACGGAGCUGGAACCUCGUGAGAUCGAGGAAGUCGAACACAGCAAAUUUUGGACCGAGACGACUAAGCCGGCACUACUACUUCUGCGCGGGCUAUUUGCAGGGGGCGUGCUGAACUUUGUGUUCUCGCAGAAGCGAUACCGCGUCAACUUUGGUCUCGACAACACACGCACUCCAGCCACUCGACUAGCCGUACCAUAUCGCAGCAAGGACUCUCCUUCACCUAGGAGUGAAUACUCACACCCUGACGUUCUGAUUUUGUUGAGCUUGUUAUCUUGGUACUACGAGGGUCUUAGAAACGAGGACCUGUUCGAUACCUUGAUUCAUCUGUUGAAGUCCGAUCAAGCGACCAUUCACUUCGACGAGUUCGUCAGCACCGCCUCUUCAAGUCUACCCGAGGCCUUCAGACAGCUCUCUGGCUUCUCCACACGCGAUGAGCAUCAGUGCGUUGAGGAAGUAUUCCCAGGUUUACGGCAUUCCAAGAAGGCUGUCGACUAUUUCGUCUCUCACCUCGUGUUCCCCAAGGAACUGAAGCAGUUCCCUUUAAAGCUCAGUGCGAGUGGAUGGGAUUUGGCGAUCCAGAAACCGAAUCCCACGACCGGCUUCUCGGGAACAAACGAUACCCGGCAUCUUCUUCCACUCAACAUGCACCAACUUGAUCUGCCGAGCCAACAACACACCAACGCUCGGGUCUUGUCAUAUCUGUUGAUGGAUGAGACUUCUGUGGCCCAUUUACCCGCACGCGCCAUUGGUAGUACAAGCAGUAAAGAUGGACAGCAUCUUCUUGCUUUCAUCGAGGGGUUACAUCCAGACAUAAGAGUUAUACUGGACUGUGGCGCAUCAAUCCUUGAUAUGAACAACCGAGAGGUGGCUGAAGCCUGGCUGAAGCUACGAGGCAACGACGUCGCAGCCGUGGUAUACUUUGAGGACGAGGAACUGUCUGUCCUAGAUCGCUCUUCCAAGAUCGAAUCCUUCCAGACAUCUCCAUACGCGAAGAUGCUAGAUUCGUGUGUCGUCUACUUGGACGAGAGCCAUACACGGGGAACAGACAUACCAGGAUUACCGCGACACUAUCGGGCUGCCCUGACGUUAGGCAGUCAACUGACCAAGGAUCGCCUCACACAAGCAGCUAUGCGACUACGAAAGCUCGGUAAUGGCCAAUCGGUGUGCUUUGUCGUACCCGGGGAGAUACGUACCAAGAUCUACGAACGAAACGGCAAACCGCCCGGUACCCCAAUCGACGUUUAUGAGGUACUGGCGUGGGCGAUGGGCGAGACCUGGUCUGAUAUCAAACGUUCGCUCCCACUGUGGGCUGUGCAGGGGAACCGAUUCGAGAGCCGCAAGCACUUAUUGCUGGACGGUGCCAACACGACCAAAGGAACAGCGGAAGAGUUCCUAGAAGAGGAAGCAGCAAGCCUGGAGACUCGAUACAAGCCACGCGAGCCAGAUGACGAUAGCUCCAAACACCUCCAGGAUUGGGACGAAUCUAAUAAGAACAUCGUCAAGAUCGUAUCGCGAUGCCGUGAUUUCGAAGCCAUGGGCUUUGGCUCAGCUGCGCUAUCGGAGGAGCAGGAACGCGAACUCGCCCCGGAGAUAGAAGAGGAGCGCCAAAUCGAGCGCCCACCACGCCUGAAGGCUCAUCCGCAUAACUUUCACCCGGACCUGAAGCGCCUCAUCGAUACAGGAGAGUUCUGCGCCAGUUCAGAAGCAUGGGGACCGGCCUUCGAAGCCCUCUCCACCACGAGCGCUGCCAAGGAUGUUGAUCUGAGCAAAUUCCCUGACGACUUGCUGGUCACAGCGGACUUCAUACACACUGUUCAAGUUCCUCCGAGAUCGACUCGCGCGUCCUUCGUAUCCGACUCGUACCAACGACCUGUACAAUUCGUACUUUCCGUCCAUCGCCAGGGAAGUGUUAGCAAGCUCAUCAUUGUGAGUCCCUACGAGGCCAACCAGCUGGUACCUCUCCUCCGCCAGUCGAAGACAGUCUGCCUGCAUAUCUUCGCACCGCGUUCCAAUGCCAGCUACGCAUCGGUCGAUGAUCUCAUGCUAUAUAAUGUCGGCCGCAACUUCGUGCCUGGUUCAGUCUCGCGUAGCUUGACGAUGCAGCUGAAUCUCUUCGCCGGGAGCCUCUAUCUACGAUCGCUGUCGGAGUACGCCGAGAUCUGUGACUAUCUUGGUCUUCUAAAGGGAACAGCGAAAGACGGUCAGGAAGUCUAUGCAGAUGGCUUCAUUGAUCCGCCAGCUGGGAUCUGGGGGCUGGAGAAGUCUCCUGUGCCCUUCCUGCGAGCGCUACUCAUGAAGAUCCGGCGGGAAGGAGAAGGCGUCGAGAAGACCCAUCUGGGCAGGAUGCUAAGCGGAGUUCGGCUGGAGGAGAGCGACUUUGUGGUGGAAGAGUAG
Messenger RNA from Alternaria novae-zelandiae, 6606 nucleotides. RefSeq lists its product as uncharacterized. Bases 1 to 6606 code for a protein of 2201 amino acids. The transcript has 5 exons. Lineage: Eukaryota; Fungi; Ascomycota; Dothideomycetes; Pleosporales; Pleosporaceae. The record is from RefSeq and is a predicted model, not a curated record.